Paramecium tetraurelia is the source of this 473-nucleotide messenger RNA. RefSeq lists its product as uncharacterized. The transcript has 3 exons. NCBI's taxonomy places the organism in Eukaryota, Ciliophora, Oligohymenophorea, Peniculida, Parameciidae. The record is from RefSeq and is a predicted model, not a curated record. Gene Ontology annotation, biological process: cellular response to nitrogen starvation.
AUGUUCUCAAUUUAAAAUAAAUAUACAAUUAAUAAAAUAACUAAUAACAACAUGCAAAAGGAAUCAUUUAAAAAACAAUAUUCUAAAGAGCAAAGGCUUAAGGAGAGUGAGAAUAUUCUCAAACAUUAUCAAGAUAGAGUCCCUAUCAUCAUUGAAAAAGACAAAAAUUCACGACUUCCAGAUUUAGAUGUUUAGAAAUAUCUCUUCCUUUCAAAUUUUCGAGUAUUUCAAUUAAAUACUUUAAUACGAAGCAAAUUAAAUCUUAACAAGGCUGAAGCAGUUUAUUUGUUUGUGAAUAAUAAAGUUGCUCUGAGGGGAGGUACAAUUCACAUAAAGGAGGUUUAUGACAAGUAUUAGGAUGAUGACAAAUUCCUCUAUAUAUAAUAUUGUGAAUACAAUACAUUUGGGCUUUGAAUUGAGAAUUUACAUUUAUGGAAUAUAUAUCGAUUUAUAAUUUCUAAAUUAGUUUUUCU